Spizellomyces punctatus DAOM BR117 is the source of this 2129-nucleotide messenger RNA. RefSeq lists its product as uncharacterized. Gene Ontology annotation, biological process: SCF-dependent proteasomal ubiquitin-dependent protein catabolic process. The record is from RefSeq and is a predicted model, not a curated record. The transcript is spliced from 2 exons. Gene Ontology annotation, molecular function: protein binding. Bases 221 to 1975 code for a protein of 584 amino acids. Gene Ontology annotation, cellular component: SCF ubiquitin ligase complex. Lineage: Eukaryota; Fungi; Chytridiomycota; Chytridiomycetes; Spizellomycetales; Spizellomycetaceae.
CCAACUCUGCGAACGUACACGCAUCUGCGCAUUGGACAGGCCUGUUACGCCGACACAGACGACAGUAACGCUGCCAAGUCAACAAAAGGAAAUUGGGGAUUCAGUUUGGGUAGUCUGUGAUAUGUGCUAUUGAAGGCAGUACCUGCUCUGCGGAACUCAUGGCACCGCAAGGCCCGAGAAAAGUCAACCACUUAUUUGCUCUGCCUGGGAACACACUUCUAUGCCACCCCUAGGCUCUCUCAAACGCAAGCGGUCGUACUUGCCGCCCGAAAUCCUCGACCGAAUAUUUACUCUCCUACAAAGAUCGUCGUCAAACACCUUUCGCCAUAGCGAUGAGGAGAUGCUUGUCAGCCGUAAGAGUCUUCAUGCAUGCUGCCUUGUAUGUCACGCGUGGUACUUUUCUGCGGCUGCUACGCUGUGGAACCAUCCUACCUUUCCGAACCUCGACAGUUUUGUCAAAUUCGUUGCGACAUGUCACCGCAUUGGACUCGAUAGACGAAAGAAGAUGGGACAACGUAAUGAUGGGAUCGGCGAGACAAAUGUGGUACAUAGAGGCAGUGAAACCGUAUGGAUUGCAAGAUGGGGGAUCGAAAACCUGCGAUCCUUACAUCUGAAUGAAAACGCCUUUUUACCAGUGUUUUGUACCCACAAGCAUUUGGCAUUGAUUGCGGAUGCAAGACCUGAACUUCAUCAUUUGUCGUUGGCAAAUUGUCAUGCGCUGAAUGACGCCGCUCUUUCGCAAAUUGUUUGUUCAGUAGCUCCAUCGCUGAGGACGCUCGAUCUGACCAACUGUUGGCAAGUCCGCGAUAUUGGAGUUCAGAUGGUUGCCCAAUUCUGCGGGCCAUGGAAAACGCUGCAGAAGCUAGUGUUGAGAAACUUGGGCUUGGUAUCUAAUCUCGGGCUGGCUGCCAUCGGCGAGCAUUUAGCGCCAUUUUUGAGAGUUCUCGACGUGAGCAAUUGUCGUAGUAUAAGUGACUCUGGAAUGGCGAAUUUCCUGGGGAAGACUUUGGUUGAAGAGGUUGAAACUGGACGAGUCUCAGGAAGGCGUGUUCGGAGACUGGGGCGAUCUCGCGGCAAGCUCCUGGAACUGCGGUUUUGUGGGUGUAGACGGUUUACUCGAAUAGGGUUCAACGCUGUUUUGGCCAAAGCGUUGAAGAACAACCCCGAUUUACAUACACUCGAGUUCUCAACGCCAGUUCCUCCAAAGGGAUCACCCAAUUAUACCUUCCACAGUUUCCCCAUACAAUGCUUCAAAACGUUAACUAGCCUCCACAUUCAUCGUGCAGAAUAUCUGGAUGACGAGCGCAUUCGCUCAUUAGCAGACAAUUGCGGACCCCUGUUAAAGGAGUUCUCUUUGAUCAACGGCAUUUACGUUAGCGAGGUCGCGCUCAAGUACCUGCUGACGCACUGCGUCCGAUUAACGCAUCUAUCUCUCAAAAAAACACACCUGGUAACGGACGCGGUGGUGGAGCAUUUGACGAAAUGCUCAUGUAUGCCGCAUUUGAGUUUUCUGGAUCUAUCUGGCUGUAAGUGGGUGACGGACAGAGCAGCGGAAGCUUUGGCGAAAUCCGCGGAAGAGAAGCCGUCUGCUGCCGAUGAGAAUACCAACCCCUUUAAAAGGGCGAUUUAUUCUUCCACCCGAACGCCUCGGGCAGCAUCCUUGACUCAUCUCAUCGUGGUGGAUUGUCCACAGCUGACCCUUCGCGGUCUACUGACAACGAUUCGCGGAUGUUAUCCACCAGCGGGCUUGCUAGAGGAAGUUCAUGUUACAGGCGCCAACAACAACAUGGAGUUGGACGUGAUGACCGACAUUGGCCCCGGCGGGAGUGUGAGCGAAGCGACUUUGUUUGAGAUGGUUCCACAACGUGUCGGGGUGAAUGCCGUACGGCAAAAGGAACCGAGAUGGGUGGAGAUUAUCAAGGGCCAACGCUUAAGUUUUCUAGCUGGCUGUGGCGAAUGCGAAAUAAACGUGUGAAGACGUGCAGUGGAUGAGAUGUGGAGGUGAUUGUAUAAAAUUUGGGUAACUUUCCUGCUGCCACUGCGCAGAGGACGAAUGACUGUAAAUGACGGGUAUUUAAUGGGUAUCUCUUGAUGUUUGACAAUAUCUGCUUCCCAGUUUGAAAGCACAG